Haliotis rufescens (red abalone) is the source of this 1923-nucleotide messenger RNA. Its product is annotated as epoxide hydrolase 4-like. Gene Ontology annotation, molecular function: hydrolase activity. The transcript is spliced from 6 exons. NCBI's taxonomy places the organism in Eukaryota, Metazoa, Mollusca, Gastropoda, Lepetellida, Haliotidae. The coding region runs from base 438 to 1445 and encodes 335 amino acids. The record is from RefSeq and is a predicted model, not a curated record.
GCUUGGCGACGUGGUGGAUUUCCUGUCAUCGUAGCUUGACUGCGUGGUACAUAUCUAUUUUCAACGUCAGGUUUGUCUGGUCUCAACAUGCUCACUUUCCGGCCGCUUUGAUACACCUUAAAUAUUGCUUUGUGCAGCGUUUCACUGUCUGUGUGAAAAGUCACACUAUGACGGGAGCUAGUCCCACUUGCAAAAUGAAGUUCAAGGUCGUAAUGAUAUGACGAGCAGCUUAUCUUUUCUUUCCGUCCAGUUGGACAAUGUUCGCUUUACAAAGUAGCUACGUGCCCAUGAAAUCCUAUACCAGCAUGCACAGUGUUAUCAAUGUUAAACAGUUUAUGAAACGGAUCAAAGUCCACGCAUUACCACAUAUAAGAGGGACGAACUAAUUUCGUUCUAUUCAUUCCCGCCAGCACUUUUGACUUUCACAACCAGGAAGUAUGGCGAUUAAAGACAUUUUUUUCAGGUGGAUCUCCUUCGGGCUGGGAUGUUUUUAUUCAACAUUCGUUUUCUUCGCUUUAUUUGCAUUGUUUGUGAGACACCCUAUCGCAUUUUUCUCACGAAAAAAACGAGAUGUGAUGCCAUCAGUUCUAAACGACCCGGACUUGGGGACGCAUGGCUAUGUCCACUUGGAGGAGGUAAAGAUCCACUACGUUGCCCAGGGCGACGAGACCAAGCCCCUAAUGCUGUUUGUCCAUGGGUUCCCAGAGUUCUGGUACUCAUGGCGAUACCAGCUGCGUGAGUUCAAGAAGGAUUACAGGGUUGUGGCCAUUGAUUUGAGAGGCUAUGGUGACUCCGACAAGCCUUCCGGUAUCUCCAAUUACAAUAUUUCCAAGAUGGUGGCCGAUCUUAAGCAACUCAUCCCUGCUCUAGGUUACAAAUCAUGUGUGCUGGUAGCCCAUGACUGGGGUGGCGCCAUUGCCUGGACAUUCACUGCCAUGCACCCUGAACUGGUCGACAAACUGAUUAUGAUGAACUGUCCCCCUCUAGACGCCUUUAGGAGCUACAUGGAGAAGAGUUUGGCACAGUUCAAGAAAUCUUGGUACGUGUUCUUCUUCCAAGUUCCAUUUCUUCCUGAGUGGUCACUGAGACUGAAUGACAUGUGGGCUCUAGAAGGAAUCUUGACGGGGCGUCAGUAUGGGGUCACCACAGAGAUAGACGAGAUUGAGGCCUACAAAUAUGCUUUCUCCAGACCAGGUGUUGCAACAGCUUCUAUCAAUUAUUAUCGAGCUUUAACCCGGUUCCCUCCGAGUAAAACCCCAAAGAUCUCUUGUCCUGUCCUGACAAUCUGGGGCUGCAAGGACGCGUUCCUGGAGAAGGCCUUGGGGGCGGCUGGUAAUACUGUUGCAGAUAAUUACACAGUCAAAUACAUAGAGGAGGCCAGUCACUGGGUCAUGAUGGACACUCCGGACCAAGUUAACAAACACAUGACCGAAUUUCUUAAGUAAAUAUGUAAGGCUCAGAUCCAUGGUAAGAACACAUCAGAGAUUAUCAAUAAAUUAUAUCAUAAAGUAAAUAUCAUAAAAUUGAGAUCAGUAUCAAAUGAGUGGUGGAUUCUCAGAUGUGUUGUAAAUUUUGUGGAGGUCUUACCGACAUUGUCAGAAUCAUGUUGAGUAAUGAAACUAGAUUUGCUUUGUUGGACUGGGACAGAACCUUAAGAAGAAAAUAGAUGGCAUCCCUGGCCAUCACAUCAACUUUUCUCAACAUGACGUGGCGGUAUUGACUUUGACGUCAUGAUGUCAUAACAAUAAAAUUGUUCAUACUGCCAUGCAUGGGGAUCUCUGGCAUAGAUUAAAGUCCUACCAACCACACUGUUGUGCUACUUGUUCAAAGUGACAUUUAUUGUUGUGAUGUCAGAGUGACAAAGAUAAAUGCAGCAUGUUGUAACUUUCCUGUUGAUAACUAUUAAACUAAUAUGGAUAAACA